AUUUACACCACUAGAGGACGAUGUCUUGCAGCUUUAGGACUUGUCUGCAGCUUCACUGGGUUUGACUAAUUAUGCAGAAACUUUGUACCUCAACACGAAGGUAGUUCUGCAUUUCCUCACUGAUGUGUUGAGAGCGGCAAGAGGCUCACAUUUAUCAGGACAGUCAAAGUUUGAUGGCUGACAUUUCCUCUGCAUUUGAUAUCUCACAGAGUUCCAACAAUGGAUAUGUUCGCUUUACUAUGGAUAGUCUCUCUGGCUUUCACAGGUUUAACUGAAGGAGCUGGUGUGUUGCCAGACGGUCCUCUGAAUGCAGCUGUGGGAGGGAAAGUGAUGUUCACCACAACACUGACUCCAGGAACACCAUUUCAAUCAGUGACCUGGAAGUUUGGUAAUGAAUAUAUAUUUACUUGGAAUGUUAACAACUUCACUGAACCAGGGUAUGAAGGCAGGAUCACCUUCUUCAUGUCUACUGGAUCUCUGGAGCUCAGGAACCUGGCUCUAACUGACAGUGGAGAAUACUCAGUAACCAUUUCACUCCUUGGAGAACCAUCAAUGUCAGGGACCACAAGACUGAACGUAUACGAGCCAGUUUCCAAUGUAAUGGUAACUUCAGAACCAACAGAGCUGGUGGAGUUCAACAGCUCCAUCAGUCUAUCCUGCUCCUCCUCUGGAUCCUCUCUCUCUUUCCUCUGGCUGAACAGCAGCUCUGAGGUUACAGGAAGUGACAGAGUUCAGAUCACUGAUGGAGGAUCCACUUUAACUAUAAAUAAUGUGACCCGCUACGACCAGGGACCAUUCAGCUGUCAGGUGUCUAAUCCUGUCAGUGAGGGCACCAGUGCUCCACUAAACCUCACCAUCUACUAUGGCCCAGAAAAUACUAUUUUGACAAUAUCUCAGACAAAAGAGCACCAUCAGGAAGGAUCAGACAUCGUCCUGUCCUGCUCAGCUGACUCCCACCCUCCUGCCCAGUUUCAGUGGUUUCUGAAUGGAGACCUGCUGUCUGAUGGACCAGAGCUCAAACUGAUGAACGUUCAGAUAAAUCAAAGUGGAAGCUACAGCUGUCAGGCCUUCAACAACAAGACUCUGAGAUAUGAGACGUCUGCGCCUGCAUCCAUCUCUGUACUGAAGAAAGUAUCAGGCGCUUCUGUCACAUCUCCAUCAAACCUGCCGAUUGAGGGGAACUCUUUCAGAUUAAUCUGUGACGCUGCUGGCUCUGUCUUUACCAGAGAGUGGAGAAAGGGUGGCUUAGAUCUGACUCUGACUGUAAACAUGACCCUCACCAACAACAACAGAGAGCUGUCUUUCAGCAGUCUGAAUAAAGAGGACACAGGAGAUUAUUCCUGUAUUAUCAGCAACCCCCUCAGCAGCGAGGAAGCAAAGUACUCCAUGAUUGUUUUCUAUGGACCAGAAACAGUUCAAAUCACAGGUCCAAGUCAGAUACAUGUUGGAGGCACAUUUAAAUUAACCUGCUCGGCUGCAUCUGUACCACCUGCCAAAUACACCUGGACUCUGAAUGGGACAGUGAUACACAAUUCUGCUGUGUUUUAUAGAAAUGACACUGAAUUAUCUGACAGUGGCAACUACUACUGUGAAGCGAUGAAUGAUAUAACCGGGAGAAAAUCAUCAGCGGUCCAUGAACUGACCGUAACACAUGAGCCAGAGCCAGGGCCAGUACCACCAGGCUGUUCGGGUGGUUGCAUCGCUGGAAUAGUAAUCAGUGUUUUAGUCGUCAUUGGAGCUGUCGGUGGAGGGUACUACGUUUAUAACACAAAAAAACAACAACAAAGCAGUAACACAAUCAGAAACAACAACAAAGCUGAACCACCAUCUGAUAAUAAAGAACUAGAAGAGGCUGUGUAUGUAAACACUUCAGCAAUAUAUGAGAAUGUAUAGACUCAGCCGUCUUCUUUGUGCUAAAGGCCGUUCAGAGGAAGAAGAGCUUCACAACAUAAAGACAAAGCGGCUCUGAAAUGUUAUCACAUUAUUUUAAAUGCUUUUUCUAAUGUGUCAGCAAACACUUAUCAUGUACAGUGUAGUAAUACCAUGAAUUUCACAUUUUAAAAGGUCACCUAUUAUGCAAAAUCCACUUUAUCAUGUCUUUUCUACACUGUAAAAAAUGGCUGUGAAAUCCACAGUUAUUUACAGUGUUUGUGCACAGUAAAUGACUGUAUACCAUUUUAGAGUAUAAUACCGUGUUUCCAACCAAAAAUUACAGCAACUCUGGAGUUACUGUAGAAAUAGCAGUAGUAACGUCCCAACUGUAUAAAAUCACUGUAACCAACAAUGUACUGUAGAAGAUCACAGUAACCAACAAUGUACUGUAGAUAAUCACAGUAACCAAAAAAGAAAGAACCAACCGAAAAACCCCAUUUCUAGAAUAGCUAAAAUAUCUAAAAUAUCUUAAAUAAACCAACAUAUUUUUCUUAAUAUACAUAAUCUUGAUGCAGUGUAAUUACUAGUUUGGCUAUACUAGAUAUUGUAUAUACUUAGUAGAUAUAUAUUUUUAAGACCGUAUGUCUUUGCAAACCAGAAGAACUACAAAUGUGAUGCUGAUUCAUACAAAGAAUGUGUCUUAGCAUUGCACCUUAAAAACGCAACACAGAGGAAUACAAAUAGACAAAAGUAAGGUAAUAAUCAUCAAUUUUAUUAUUAUUGUGGCGGCUCAAUUCCCAGUCCAGUUUGAGUCGCCGAGAGGCUAAGUUUGGCUAUAGGCUGUGACGCGUUUUCAAAGAGAAAGUCCACACCGAAGUAAUAUAGUCUGACAAUAUUUAAUAAACAAAAACUAACGACAAACUAUAGGGACAAAAACGGUCAACAGAAAAAAAUAGGCUUGUUUGAGAUGAGCUGCGGCUCGCCUCAAA
Trematomus bernacchii (emerald rockcod) is the source of this 2861-nucleotide messenger RNA. RefSeq names its product carcinoembryonic antigen-related cell adhesion molecule 5-like. The record is from RefSeq and is a predicted model, not a curated record. Lineage: Eukaryota; Metazoa; Chordata; Actinopteri; Perciformes; Nototheniidae. The transcript has 10 exons. Bases 220 to 1893 code for a protein of 557 amino acids.